This is a messenger RNA of Phoenix dactylifera (date palm), 1928 nucleotides long. RefSeq names its product serine/threonine-protein kinase SAPK10. The record is from RefSeq and is a predicted model, not a curated record. Lineage: Eukaryota; Viridiplantae; Streptophyta; Magnoliopsida; Arecales; Arecaceae. Gene Ontology annotation, cellular component: nucleus. Gene Ontology annotation, biological process: protein phosphorylation. Gene Ontology annotation, molecular function: protein serine/threonine kinase activity; ATP binding.
GGCAUCGCCCUGUCUCCCGCUCUCUCUCUCUCUCUAUCUCUGGGGGGGUCGCAGUGAGAAAGUAAGAGGUCACGGGGGAGCUAUCGCCAUCGCCGUCGCCGUCGCCGUCGCCGAAGCUCCUCCCAAAACCCUAACCCGAGAUAAAGGAGAUAAAAAGGAGGAGGAAGCGAGAGAGAUCUAAGGCCGAGGGCGAGGCGGAGGACGGAGGGGAAAGGGGGGGAAAGAGAGAGAGGAGAGGGUGAGGGGCGUCACGAGGUCGGAGCUCACGGGCCGUCUCUGUCGGCCACCCACCCUCGGCUUUCUGAUCCACCGGCCCGAUCUGAUCGAGCGGCCGGCGCGGCGCCACGAUUUUGAGCUAUCGGGGGGGCGGGGCAGGUCCGCUGGGGGGUAUUUGAGCGCCGGGGAGCGGGGGUUGGUGAUGUGAGAGCCGGGAAAGGAUUGGGGGAUCAUGGAUCGCGCGGCGCUGACGGUCGGGCCGGCGAUGGAUCUGCCGAUAAUGCACGACAGCGACCGGUACGAGCUAGUGAGGGACAUCGGGUCCGGGAACUUCGGGAUCGCAAGGCUGAUGAGGGAUAAGAAGACCCGGGAGCUGGUGGCGGUGAAAUACAUCGAGCGGGGCGAGAAGAUAGAUGAAAAUGUUCAGCGAGAGAUAAUUAACCACAGGUCUUUGAGGCACCCUAAUAUUAUUAGGUUCAAAGAGGUUAUUCUAACUCCAACCCAUUUGGCCAUUGUUAUGGAAUAUGCUUCUGGUGGUGAGCUUUUUGAGCGCAUUUGCAAUGCUGGCCGCUUCAGUGAGGAUGAGGCUCGUUUUUUCUUCCAGCAGCUUAUAUCUGGAGUUAGCUAUUGCCACUCUAUGCAAGUAUGUCACCGCGAUUUAAAAUUGGAGAACACCUUGUUGGAUGGAAGCGUGGCUCCUCGUCUGAAGAUAUGUGAUUUUGGGUAUUCCAAGUCAUCUGUUCUGCAUUCACAACCAAAAUCAACUGUUGGAACUCCUGCAUACAUUGCCCCUGAAGUGCUACUCAAGAAGGAAUAUGAUGGCAAGAUUGCUGAUGUGUGGUCUUGUGGAGUGACUUUAUAUGUGAUGUUAGUGGGAGCAUAUCCUUUUGAGGAUCCAGAAGAGCCCAAAAACUUCCGAAAGACAAUACAGCGUAUCUUAGGAGUUCAGUAUUCAAUUCCAGACUAUGUCCACAUAUCUCCUGAGUGCCGGCAACUGAUCUCAAGGAUUUUUGUUGCCAAUCCUGCUAUGAGGAUAACAAUCCCUGAGAUACAAAACCAUGAGUGGUUCUUGAAGAACCUUCCUGCUGAUCUGAUGGAUAACACCAUGAGCAAACAAUAUGAGGAGCCUGACCAACCCAUGCAGAGCAUUGAUGAGAUAAUGCAGAUUAUAAUGGAGGCAACCGUCCCUGCAGCAGGCACCCGUGGGCUGAACCAAUAUUUGACUGGCAGCCUAGACCUUGAUGAUGACAUGGAGGAUCUUGACUCUGAUCCGGAGCUUGAUGUGGACAGCAGCGGGGAGAUAGUCUAUGCAAUGUGAGUGUGUGGUUGGCCUGGUUGAUGGGCUGCUAUCUUCAGCAUAAGAUGAAUCCUGAUAUGGCUGUUUGGCAGACUAGAGAGUCAAUUCCACUUCUAUCCUUCCUCAGACUUAAGGGGGCAUGUAUUUAACUAGAGUACACAACCUUGAUGCUGUAUGCGUGUCAUGUCUGCAGGUUUGGAGAAUGUCCUCUCUCUGCUGGCUCUGUUUAUUUAUUCCCCUGCUUGUUGUUGUUAUAAUUAACAGUUGGUACUUAUCAUGCUUGCCUUGCAGUUUCUUGUGGUAAACAAAGUAUGUAAUCACCUAUUGCUGGGUUUUAUGCUGCUUUAAACCUCAUCUCUCUGCAAUCGUACUUUUAAAGAAAAUUGUAACUUACGGUAGUUGCAUUAUGUAAAAA